Messenger RNA from Raphanus sativus (radish), 1309 nucleotides. RefSeq names its product glycosylinositol phosphorylceramide mannosyl transferase 1. Gene Ontology annotation, molecular function: glycosyltransferase activity. Bases 159 to 1163 code for a protein of 334 amino acids. The record is from RefSeq and is a predicted model, not a curated record. The transcript is spliced from 6 exons. NCBI's taxonomy places the organism in Eukaryota, Viridiplantae, Streptophyta, Magnoliopsida, Brassicales, Brassicaceae. Gene Ontology annotation, cellular component: membrane.
GUGGCAGUAAACUUCUCUCUUACCGUGCGCCUCGCCGCACCAGAUAACUCCGUCGUCUCUGAUCUGCGAUCUUAAGUCGCCGCGAUGACCCCCCCAAAUAAAAAACAACAAAACUCCUUCUGAGAAGGAAAGACUGAGUCGACUCGCUCUUCAACACGAUGGGAGGAGGAGAGGUUUCUAAAGAGAUGGGAACUUGCUCGUUAGCGUAUCGCCGCGGAGAUCACAAGCUACGCAAGUUCGUUACGGCGAGGAGCGCCAAGUUCCUCCUACUCUCCUGCAUCGCCUUCGCGCUGAUCACACUCGCUUGCCGAUCUUCCCGGCCUUGGUUCAACACUUCAAUCGCCGUCGCGGAUCAGAUCUCCAGAUCAAGGAAAGGUUACACGCUUUUGAUGAACACAUGGAAGAGAUACGAUCUGUUGAAGAAGUCCGUUUCGCACUACGCAUCGUGUUCUAGGCUUGACUCCAUCCACAUUGUGUGGAGCGAGCCUAACCCUCCUUCGGAGUCUCUCAAGAAGCAUCUCGAGAAGGUUGUGAAGAAGAAAGCUAGAGAUGGGCACGAGGUUGAGCUUAGGUUUGAUGUAAACAAAGAAGACAGUUUGAACAACAGGUUUAAAGAGAUUCAAGACUUGAAAACCGACGCUGUGUUCUCGAUCGAUGAUGAUAUUAUAUUCCCUUGUCACACUGUGGAUUUCGCUUUCAAUGUUUGGGAGAGUGCUCCGGAGACUAUGGUUGGGUUCGUGCCUCGUGUCCAUUGGCCUGAACAAUCGAAUGGUAAAGCUGAUUACUACACCUACAGUGGAUGGUGGUCUGUUUGGUGGAGUGGUACAUAUAGCAUGGUACUCUCAAAGGCAGCUUUCUUCCACAAAAAGUUCCUAACCCUUUACACGAACGACAUGCCAGCAUCUAUUAGAGAAUUCACUACCAAGAACAGGAACUGUGAAGAUAUCGCAAUGUCAUUCCUCAUCGCAAAUGCUACAAACGCUCCUCCUAUAUGGGUUAAAGGUAAGAUAUAUGAAAUAGGUUCAACAGGAAUCAGUAGCAUAGGAGGGCACACGGAGAAAAGAACACACUGCGUAAACCGGUUUGUAGCAGAGUUCGGAAGAAUGCCACUUGUAUACACUUCGAUGAAAGCCGUUGAUAGUCGCAGUUUAUGGUUCUGGUGAUUGCUCUUUCUCUUCCCCUCUGGUUUACUACUGCUCUUUCACGUUCUAGCUUUAGUGUAUGAUGAUGUUCCCCUAUUGUAACUUUUGUAACAUUACUGUGAGAAAAGAAACUCUUUUUUUAAUGCUAAAAAUGAGUUAUAUAUAUA